Messenger RNA from Aspergillus nomiae NRRL 13137, 1158 nucleotides. RefSeq names its product glycoside hydrolase family 88/105 protein. The record is from RefSeq and is a predicted model, not a curated record. Gene Ontology annotation, biological process: carbohydrate metabolic process. NCBI's taxonomy places the organism in Eukaryota, Fungi, Ascomycota, Eurotiomycetes, Eurotiales, Aspergillaceae. The transcript is spliced from 3 exons. Bases 19 to 1158 code for a protein of 379 amino acids.
UACUUCACUCUUCUCAAGAUGCGACCAUCUCUGGCCCUCAUCGCCACUACGGCAGGCACAACAUUGGCUGCCAGCAACAACAACUACACAGAAUGGAUGGCUACAUCUUGGUUGUCCAAGUCGGUGCCCCUUUCCCGGAAUUACGCUUAUGGGGUUCUAUACCGGGGUAUUGAAUUCGCACAUAACAAAACCAAUAACCCCGAAUAUCUUGACUUCAUAGAGUCUCAACUCUCGGGCGUUGUCAGUGAUUCAGGCGAAUUGAUCGACUAUAACCUGACCGAUAAGAUCUCCCUCGAUGAUCUACGCAUCGGUACAAAUUUUCUGUCUGCUUGGGCCGCCACUGGUGAAGAUAAGUUCAAGCUAGGUGCCGAUACCCUCCGACGACAGAUCGAUCUGACACCGCGCAACGAGGGAGGCGGGCUCUGGCAUCGAGACCCUACUUAUCCCAACCAAAUGUGGCUGGAUGGAAUCUAUAUGUCAACAAACUUUUACGCGCUGUACACUGCGUGGCUCGAUGCAGACAACAGUACUGCGUGGGAUGAUAUCAUGCUCCAGUAUGACUUGAUCGAGGAGCAUUGUUUGCGGGAGGAUGGGCUGCUUGCCCACGGAUUUGAUUACAGCAAAACUGCUGUUUGGGCUGAUCCCGAAACCGGUGCUGCUCCGCUUGUCUGGAAUCGCGCCCUAGGAUGGUAUUUUAUGGCUCUUGUGGAUAUCCUGGAUUACUUCCCGAAGUCUCACCCAGGCUGGGAGACCAACCUCAGCCGCUUCCAGAAACUCGCACAGGUGCUUAAACGGACUCAGGAUGAAAGUGGGGGAUGGUGGUUGAUCAUGAAUGAGCCAUAUCCAAGCGACCCCAGGAACUACAUUGAGAGCAGUGGGUCUGCAAUGUUCACCUAUGGAUUCCUAAAGGGUAUGCGAAAUGGAUACUUGGAGACAAGCGAUUAUUCUCAGGCAGCCGAGGACGGGUACAAGCUGUUGGUGGAUAAGUUUCUGAGCAAGAAUAACAACGGGACGUUGAACUGGGACGGAACGGUGGAGGUAGGAAGCCUAAGCAGCAACGGAAGCUUCGAGUAUUACAUAUCGGUUCCCGUUGUGCAGAAUGAUGUUAAGGGCGCGGGGCCCUUCAUGUACGCAAGUUACGAACUUGAGGCCUAUUAA